AUGAGUUCUCUCAGACUCAAGUUGGAGAUGAUUUCAAAUUGGGGCGUUGGAGGAGCUUUCAUUCUUCUCUUUCACACGGUAGUGAAUCCAGAUCCCAUUUCUCCACUGAUUGCAGAGUAUGUUCCCUUUAGCGGUGAUAAAAGGUAUGCUACAACGCAAGGUGUUUUUAGAGGGUCGACGGUAAGCCAUGGAUUUGUUUCCAAACCUUAUGCACUUCAUGAGAAAAUUCCGUGGUGGCGAAGGUGCUUGUACUUGACAUCUGGGUCUUUGAGAAGUCUCUAUUCCACACAAGAACUUGAUGGUGUCUCUGUGGCCCUAAUCAUUCAAGGACUCGAUGCAGCUGUAGUAGGCGGAGGAGAGAAAAAGGGAAUGGAUGGGAAACUAGUGGGGAGAGAAGGGAUUGUUGUUGGAAAUGAAGGCAAAGUUGGCAUUGAAAAUGGAGAGGUGGAAGUGGGAAUAGUUGGAAGAGUUGGUUGUGGUAAUGUUGAUGGCAAUGGAGGAAUUGAAGUGGGAAUGGUUGGAAGAGUUGGUUGUGGCAAUGUUGAUGGCAAUGGAGGAAUUGAAGUGGGAAUGGUGGGGAGAGUUGGUUGUGGCAUGGUCGAUGGCAAUGGAGGUAGUCCCGUUGUUGGGAUAGGCAUGUUUGGAAUUUGAGGAAGAGGUUGUUGCUGAAGAAGAUGUCGUGAAGCCGAACAAGUAUUGAUCAUAAUAGUGGAAGAAAGAGUCACUAAGCAAGCAAUGAGAAAAAGCUUGUACGAGGCCAUCUUUGAUGUGUUGAUGAGUUUUAGAUUAUGGUUAAGCCACUCUCUUAUUGCUUCUUCGGUUUAUUGCUUUGUGUUGAUUAUAUGUUGUCAGUAUAUAUAGUGGCAAGAGUCUAUAUGGAUUACAAAAAAGCUUAUCACAGAUAUAAUAUUUUAUGGUUUUGGUAGGUGUAUUUUAUGGUUGGUUUGAGCCUUGUUAGUUCAACUUAUUGUAUUAUUUUAGACUAUAUUGACAAUUUUUUUUUUUUGUGGUCAACUAUAUUGCCAAUUCAAUAAUUUUAAUUUAAGUUAGUUCAACAAUCAAAACCCUAAACACAUGACUAAAAGAAUCUGCACCGGUGUAACAAAAUAGCUAACACAAGUUGGUCACCUAUAAGGCUUUAACAAUAGUAGAGAUGUAGUUGCUCGUUCUUGCUAUAAUACUUUUGUGUUGUCUAAUGACGAGGGAAGCCCAGUCGCAAGCGAUGAUUUUAAAGACAGAGGAAACUUCGUUAUAACAAGUUCUAAUGUGAUGGUGAAGAGGCUAAAAACUUGAUGAUAUAUUUAAAAGAAGAUGGAUAUCUCCCAUCUCAUGUAUAUUUGUUUGGCUCUCUUAUCCACCAUUAUGAAUAGACAGAAGAAUGAAUUAUCCUUAUCAUCUAAGUAACAAUUGAAAAUUGAAAUUGUGGUUACAUCUCGUUUGAGCUGUGAAAUUGUUACAAAUGGAUUCAUGUAUAUUGCAACUGAUUUAAAUGAAUACGUCAAAAUCUGAAGCAUUCCUCUCCAAGCCCAGUACUCAAGAAUCUGUUGCAAAGAGUACAUAAUCCAAUUAGCUAAUUAUGAUGAAAGAAGCAUAGUAGAAGAACAAAAAAAGGUGGAGAUAACAGAAUGAAGAUAUGAACGCUUUAAAAUUUUGAGGAUGAAUCCCCAAUAUGUCUCGGCAAGAACCACAAAUAAGCAAUCAAGAUAGCAUAAGACCGGAAUAUCCAAUCAAAUAGCCGCCAGGAAAUGAUCAUAAAGCUUCAUCAGAGGAAGAUCAA
Molecule: messenger RNA, 1777 nt
Organism: Brassica napus (rape)
Lineage: Eukaryota; Viridiplantae; Streptophyta; Magnoliopsida; Brassicales; Brassicaceae
Exons: 5
Coding region: 1-651 (216 amino acids)
Source: RefSeq, a predicted model, not a curated record